GGCGUGCACCAUGCUGGGCUCUGGGUUCAAGGCUGAGCGCCUGCGGGUCAACCUGCGACUCGUCAUCAAUCGCCUCAAGUUGCUGGAGAAGAAGAAAACGGAGCUAGCCCAGAAGGCACGGAAGGAGAUUGCGGAUUAUUUGGCCGCUGGUAAGGAUGAACGUGCACGGAUCCGGGUGGAGCACAUCAUCCGGGAGGACUACCUGGUGGAAGCCAUGGAAAUCCUGGAGCUGUACUGCGACCUGCUUCUGGCUCGCUUUGGUCUGAUCCAGUCCAUGAAGGAGCUGGACUCUGGCCUGGCAGAAGCUGUCUCUACACUGAUCUGGGCUGCCCCACGGCUGCAGUCUGAAGUAACUGAGCUGAAAAUCGUUGCAGACCAGCUGUGCGCAAAGUACAGCAAGGAGUAUGGCAAGUUGUGCCGCACCAACCAGAUCGGGACCGUCAAUGACAGGCUGAUGCAUAAGUUGAGUGUGGAGUCUCCCCCCAAGAUCCUGGUGGAGCGGUACCUGAUCGAGAUUGCCAAGAACUACAAUGUGCCCUAUGAGCCCGACUCCGUGGUAAUGGCCGAGGCCCCUGCCGGCAGUGAGGCGGACCUGAUCGGGUUUUCAGAUGACGUGAAGAAAGGCGGCCGUGGAGGGGGGGGCGGUGGGUUCACUGCCCCGAUGAUGGGUGCUGAUGGAGUUGUGCCCAUGCCUAUGCCCAUGCCCAUGCCAUCACCACCCCCCCCCUUCUCCUACCCACCACCCAAGGGACCGGAGAACUUCAACCACCUGCCUGUGGGGACCUACCAGCCUUUCACCAACAUUCACCCACCUCCAAUACCACCCAUGCCCCCGACCUACGAGUCUAUUGACAUUGGCCCUGACCAGGACGUGCCUUCUGCUCAGGUGGCUGGUCCCGGGCCGAAGCCAGAGACCUUUGCAAAGCCCGCGGCCAGAGCACCAGACCUGCAUGACAACUUCGUGCUGCCCGAACUACCGUCCGUGCCAGACACGCUGCCUGCUGCGUCUGCAGGUGCCAGCAGUGCUGCCUCCGAAGACAUUGACUUUGACGACCUCUCUCGGAGGUUUGAGGAGCUUAAGAAGAAGACGUGAGGCCAAGGGGGCUGGGCUGGGCUCCAGUACGGGGCAGGAGCUCAGACUGGGCUGCUUCACUCCAAAUGGUCUCCCCUAGCACCCGGGUCCUGUAUUAACGGAAAACAAAUGCUCUGUCCUCUCAGCUCUUCUGCUGUGCUUGUACCAAAUGCUGCUGCUUCCCAGGCCCUUGCUCCAGCAGGUGCAGGCUGGAGCCGCUUGGAGGUGGGGCAAGGAGCGGCUCCGCUGCUGUCUGUGGGGGUGCAGGGCUGGGGUGAUGUUCCCCGUUCUCUCCCCAUGGGCUCUGUGACCUUCCCACAGGGCAAGGUGACUGGGAUUCCCUGUUCCCGGCCUCUCAGGGAGCUCUCCAUGGCCUUGGCUGCUCCACAGGGGUAGGUCUGUUCCCCCCACGAGAGGCAGCACCGGGCAGGCCCCUGGGCGCCGGCCUUGGGCGUGCACUGGCAGGGCACCAGCAGGUGGGUGUUGCACUCUAGCCCUGUCCUGAGCAGGGUGCGGGGCUGGCUGUGCCCUGUGCCCCCCAUAUCCUCUCAGCCCUGCAGUGCCCAUGGUGUAAUGUACUUGUACAUAAUAUUUUCACUCCGCUUUUCUCUAAUGGGUUUCAGUGGGUUUGUACUGGGUAGAUUCCUUCCUAAUAAAGGCUCAGGCCACAAGCAGCACGAGCGGGGCAGGUGUGCUUC
Molecule: messenger RNA, 1770 nt
Organism: Alligator sinensis (Chinese alligator)
Lineage: Eukaryota; Metazoa; Chordata; Crocodylia; Alligatoridae
Gene: IST1
Product: IST1, ESCRT-III associated factor
Exons: 9
Coding region: 11-1093 (360 amino acids)
Biological process (GO): protein transport
Source: RefSeq, a predicted model, not a curated record